Paramuricea clavata is the source of this 1523-nucleotide messenger RNA. NCBI's taxonomy places the organism in Eukaryota, Metazoa, Cnidaria, Anthozoa, Malacalcyonacea, Plexauridae. The record is from the annotation of a GenBank genome assembly.
AUGGAAUUUCAGAAGAUGCUCGAAAGCCUUCCAUUGUUCAUAAAAACGUUCAGAGAAUUUCAGUUCUCUGAAAUCAAGGAGUACCAGAUAGCGGGUGACGACUUCUUGUUGGAUCUUUGUGGCGUGUGCGAUAUCAUGAAGCCUCUGAUGCUUCUGCUUGUUACUCUUCAAGGUCUCAAUGUUCCCUGUUGGAAACUUGUUUGCUGGUGGCCACGUUUGGAAUCUCAUUUGAAGAGUAUGCUCAGAAAUCUUUCUGUUGAAUUUCCAACGUCUUUGUUACCGCUACUUAAGAAGCAUUCGUCUGACAUACUCUCGAGAAAAUUUAAAGGCACAAAGCUGGUCCAAGGAUGGAAAAUUACCUCGACAGUUUCCAGUCAGGAUGACAAUGGCAACAAAACUACCGUUGACAAUUGGGCUGCACGAGAGAAACAUGAUGUCGAACAAGAUCUGAAGGCAUUCCUAUCUGAUCUAGUAUAUUCAUGCAACAAUCGAAUCAGCAACUGCUCGAAUGAAUUGAUGUCUACCUUGACAUGCUUAGAUUUGGAUACUAUUUUUAGUUUGCUUUGUGGCGAGCACCUCACGAGUGGAAAGGUUAAGCUUGCAGCUGGUGAAGAGUCCCUUGAACGAUAUGGCAAAGAACAAUUUAACAAAUUCUUUGCCUAUGUAUGUUCAUUGGACCAUAUCCAGAAGCUUCGCAGAGAGCACGAAGAAACAGAGUUACUCUUUGAUGCUGUCUUUGCUCAUAUCAUCUUGCAUAAGAUUAAGCAGUCCUUAAAGACUUUCCUAUGGAAACGUGAAGGUGGUUAUCCAGAAACGUGGUUUUCUUUACCGUCAAUAAUGCCAAAAUUGUACGGACCUCUUGUCAAACUUGAGGAGGCAACCAAUACAUAUGAUGAGGAGAAACCAUAUCGUCUUGGCAAUGUAUAUUCUUUGACGUUUGGUGAAGUUACGAAACCCGUCUUGGCUGAACUAGAUGAAGAAGCGGUGUACCACAGCAUCUACGGCGACGAAUGUCUCUUCCAUACCAUUGGAAUCGAAGGAUGUGUCACGAUUGACAUAGCUUUGGCUAAGGGAGGUACCGAAGCAGUUGUAGAAUCAUUCUACAGUGUGAUGAAAUCACAACAAUGUACUGGUGGUCAGUCGAAUGAGAUGUUGUCCCUUAGGUAAGUUAAUUAAUAUGAAGUACGGAUGUACUGUAGAAAACAUUGGAGGUAAACAGAUGGGUCACCUUGAGAUCUUCUGUAUGACUAUAAUUCUGAAAUUGAAAUUUUUAGUACUGUAUGGUAGUAUUUUAAUCUUCAUUUUACAAUUUUAGAACAAAACUCGAUUGGUGCAUGCCUCCAGUUCUUCAGGGAACGCGGGCAGUUAAAGAAAUCACUCAGAUAUAUCUUGAUGGGGACAAAGAGGCAUCACUUCCGAAGCAUGUAUUGCCGAUCCUAGGGGACCGUGCUAAAUUCGUAAAAGAAGGAAAAGUGCUCAAACGUCAGCGUAUUGAAGAUGUUCGCUUACCUUUUCUGUUAUAA